AUGUCUUCCUCCAGUGAGUAUAAUUCUUCUGAGGAUGAAUAUAAUGGGCUGGGCAGCUCAUCUAGGAGGUCAAGAAAUAAGAGGAACAGAUUCGACAGCGGAAGUGAUGAAGAGGACGAGGACCUUGGUGCGAAACGCAGCCGCUUCAAACCAAUGAGCUUUACUUCUGGGGCAACAUUAGAGCCUGAAACUAUGAAUCAUAUCGAGAGUCGGAGCGAGAACCAAUUUGCUAAAGGAUCUGGUGAAAAGCAGUAUAACAGUUCUGCUAAAAAAGGUGAAGAAAGCCGGUCAGGACGUGAAGAUCGGGUCGAGAGCGAAAGCUCAGAGCACGAGGAUGGGUUACAAGAAAUAAGAGGAUUCGGCAGCAUGAAUAACUUUUUCGCCCAAGCAAUGGGUCAGACUCAGAGUAGUGGAAAUAAUGAAGAGAUGUCAAGUGAUAACGAAAGUGAAGACCAAGCACAAGGAAAACCUGCGUUGGCAUCAUUUGGUUCGUCAGCGAAACGAAAUUCAAAGAUUGAUCUCACGUCUAAAAAGGGUUCACAUUAUAUAUCUUCUUAUGGAAUUGGAGCCAAACUUCUAGGUAAAAUGGGUUAUGUGCCUGGUAAAGGUUUGGGUGCAGACGGUAAAGGAAUUGUAGAACCAGUCCAGCAAAAAUUGCGGCCUACAAAGCUUGGUCUGGGUGGUAUUGACGAAAAGACGAAGCAAUCUAAAAAAGUGGAUGCCGAGAAGGCUGAUAUAGAGAGAAGAACUGCGAAGGGUUCAGAAGGAAGUCAGUUUAAAAAGGGUAUAGCGACAAAGGAUAUAUAUGAAAUGAUCACAAGACUCGAGAGUGAAGGUCUACGAGUGCCCACCGCAUAUGAAACUCUGAUCUCAAUGACAAAAGAAUAUCGCACUGACUCUAACAAUGAAGUUAAAUCGAGCAUUUUUGGACUUCAAGAGCAGGCUAUGACUCAAUUGAGGAAAUAUUAUCGAGCAUGGGCCACAAUGAAAUCCACAAGAGAGUAUGCAAAGUACGAACUUGUUCAAGUCAGGGCGAAGCUUGAAAAGCUGAUAGACGACAUAGCUGAUUUGAGGUCAGCCAUUGAAGUGGUGGACGAAAUUAAUAAAUUCCACCUUGUCAAAUCAAUGGAUAACAGUUCCCUAAUAGAUGAGAAACUGGCAAGUCUUCUUGAUAAAUUGCAGUUCGAAUUUAUAAGUCAACUGGACUCAUUACAGUUAGAUCAGUUUGCAGUUGCCGUAAUAAAGCCACAUUUUACAGAAUUUGUUGACGAAUGGAAACCGCUUGAUGAGCCGUCAGCAUUUCGAGAUUAUUUUUUGCGAUGGAAUCUAUUACUUUCCAUUGAGAGGUUGGAUAAGAACAGUGAGGAAUCCACUAGCUUAUCAGCCGCCAAUUUUCUUUUACCUGUCUCUGAGAGAAACGGCUCGUCUAAUAAUGAGCAAGUACCUGCUCGGAAGCGUAGGGGAACACAUUUUGAAAGCUUGCUGUAUAAUGUCUGGUAUCCCAAAAUAGAGUCCGUCCUGUCCCACGAAUGGGAUGUGACACAUCCUGGACCUGCAAUUCUUCUUCUUGAAGAAUGGGAGGCAGUGUUGCCGGAGUUUGUGAAAAUGGUCGUUCUUCGUGGUGUUGUAUUUCCAAGGCUAAAGGAUGCGAUUGACAGAUGGCAGCCUUUAUCUGAAUCUAAACAUGAUGACCAUUCGGAACCUCAUAUAUGGAUUUUUCCUUGGCUGCCUUACUUGGGAGGCUCUUACGAAGCCGUCAUGCUAGAAAUUAUCGGAUUGAUGAAAGCAAAAUUUGCAUUUUUAAUAAAAGAGUGGCUCAGCAAACCGAGACGUGCUGUGCCUUUCGAAGAGUUAACGUCAUGGAGGCAACUUAUUGGAGAACAGGAAAUGGAUGAUCUGUUGCAAUUGACCCUAGUUCCAGGUUUGCGGCGAUACCUGUCUCAAGAACUUGAAAUCAACCCUGCUGAGCAGGUGUUAACUCCUCUGGAGGCUGUCGUGAAGAAGUGGGGCAGGGUCCUUAGUCCAAGCAUCACAAGCUCAAUUCUUGAGAAAGAAUUUUUUCCUAAAUGGUUAAACGUCUUACACAGUUGGCUCGUCGAGCCUAAUGCAAAAUUAGAGGAUAUAUCAUCCUGGUACCAAGCAUGGAGCAUGUGGUUCCCGCAAUCCAUACGAGAUACGAUAGCUGUAGAAGAAGGAUUCCGCAAGGGUCUAGAUCUCAUAAAUGAUGCCCUUGAUUUGAACCCCAAGGAACGAUACAAGCUUGAGCAUCCCACGAAAGCAGCAUCCCCAGCGCCCCGACCGGAGUACUAUAAGCCAGUCUAUGAUGACGUGACAUCUAGCUCCGAUUACAAGCCGAAGAGCACAUUCCGUGAUGUGGUAGAAGAAUACUGUUUAGAACAUGAUGUCUUCCUCGUACCGCAGAAAAAGUCACAUCCAACACUAGGACACCGUCUCUACCGAGUCAGCCACGAUCCUUCAGGCAAGACUGGCCCUUGGUGCUACUUUGACGAAGACGUCAUCUGGAUUCGGCGUAAAUCCUCAGAAGAGUAUGAGCCAAUUGAUGUUGAUGAUUUAACUAGCUUUCUAUGA
Sugiyamaella lignohabitans is the source of this 2589-nucleotide messenger RNA. Its product is annotated as RNA-binding splicing factor. Gene Ontology annotation, cellular component: U2-type post-mRNA release spliceosomal complex. Gene Ontology annotation, biological process: spliceosomal complex disassembly. Lineage: Eukaryota; Fungi; Ascomycota; Dipodascomycetes; Dipodascales; Trichomonascaceae. Gene Ontology annotation, molecular function: nucleic acid binding. Bases 1 to 2589 code for a protein of 862 amino acids. The record is from RefSeq and is a predicted model, not a curated record. The transcript has a single exon.